This is a messenger RNA of Echinops telfairi (small Madagascar hedgehog), 2179 nucleotides long. It is a transcript of the gene CROT, whose product is annotated as carnitine O-octanoyltransferase. Gene Ontology annotation, molecular function: carnitine O-octanoyltransferase activity. The record is from RefSeq and is a predicted model, not a curated record. The coding region runs from base 78 to 1916 and encodes 612 amino acids. Lineage: Eukaryota; Metazoa; Chordata; Mammalia; Afrosoricida; Tenrecidae. The transcript is spliced from 17 exons. Gene Ontology annotation, cellular component: peroxisome.
GGACCGCGGAGGCCCGGAAACCGCGCGGCGCCGGCCCUUGGCCCUUGGCAGUGAUUUUCUAUUGUGAUUGUUACAUCAUGGAAAAUCAAGUCGCUAAAUCAACUGAAGAACGAACAUUUCAGUACCAGGAUACUCUUCCAUCACUGCCUGUUCCCACACUUGAAGAAUCAUUGAAGAAAUACCUUGACUCAGUAAAACCAUUUGCAAAUGAAGAAGAAUAUAGGAAAACUGAAGAAAUAGUUAAAAAUUUUCAAAAUGGGAUUGGAGAAAAAUUACAGCAGAAAUUACUUCAAAGGGCAAAAGAAAAAAGAAAUUGGCUGGAAGAGUGGUGGCUGAAUGUUGCUUACCUGGAUGUUCGCAUACCAUCACAACUGAAUGUCAACUUUGCUGGUCCUGCGGCCCACAACGAACAUUACUGGCCUCCCAAAAAGGGCACUAAUUUAGAAAGAGGAAGUAUAAACCUUUGGCAUAACUUGAACUAUUGGCAACUAUUAAGAAAAGAAAAACUGCCUGUUCAUAAAGUUGGAAAUACUCCUCUAGAUAUGAAUCAAUUCCGAAUGCUGUUUUCUACCUGCAAGGUCCCAGGAAUUACUAGAGAUUCCAUUGUUAAUUAUUUUAAUACUGAGAGCGAAGGGUGUUCCCCAAGCCACAUUGCAGUGCUGUGUCGAGGCCGAGUUUUUGCCUUUGAUGUAAUACAUGAAGGAUGUUUGAUCACCCCACCAGAGAUUCUCAGGCACUUGACGUACAUUCAAAAGAAGUGCCAUAGUGAACCCAACGGACCUGGGGUAGCAGCUUUAACCAGUGAAGAGCGUACUCGUUGGGCUAAGGCACGUGAAUAUCUAAUUGGUCUUACUCCAGAAAAUUUGACUAUAUUAGAAAAAAUCCAGAGCAGUAUAUUGGUUUAUUGCAUGAAUGAUGGCAGUCCACAUGUAACACCAGAAGAUUAUUCUCAGAUAAGUUCAAUGAUCCUUGCUGGAGAUCCAACAGUACUGUGGGGUGACAAAUCCUAUAACUUGGUUUCCUUUUCUAAUGGAUUAUUUGGCUGUCAUGCUGAUCAUUCUCCUUAUGAUGCCAUGGUUCUGGUAAACAUCAACAAUUAUGUUGAUGUAAAGAUUUUUGAGAAUGAAGGGAAAUGGAAGGGUUCAGAGAAAGUCCGGGAUGUGCCACUUCCUCAGGAGCUUGUUUUCACGGUGGACGAGAAAAUAUUAAAUGACAUAGAACAAGCAAAGGCCCAAUUUUUUAAGCAGGCAUCUGAUCUCGAUAUUGUGGUUUCUGCCUUUACAUCUUUUGGUAAAAAGCUAACAAAGAAGAAGAAGCUCCACCCUGACACAUUUGUUCAGCUUGCACUUCAGUUGGCCUAUUACAGACUUAUUGGACGCCCAGGUUGCUGUUAUGAAACAGCUGCGACAAGAUUUUUUUACCACGGUCGUACUGAAACUGUGCGAUCCUGUACGGUAGAAGCAGUCAAGUGGUGCCAGUCCAUGCAAGAUCCUUCUGCUCAACUUCUUGAGCGGCGGGAAAAGAUGCUGCAAGCUUUCACAAAGCAUAAUAAAAUGAUGAAAGAUUGUUCGACGGGGAAAGGAUUUGACCGCCAUCUUUUGGGUCUCUUACUCAUAGCAAAAGAGGCAGGGCUCCCUGAUCCAGAGCUCUAUACAGACCCGCUCUUCUCCAGAAGUGGAGGAGGUGGAAAUUUUGUUCUCUCAACAAGUCUCCUUGGUUAUUUCCGAGUCCAAGGAGUGGCGGUUCCCAUGGUGCACAAUGGCUUUGGAUUUUUCUACCACAUCAGAGAUGACAGGUUCGUGGUGUCCUGUACAGCCUGGAAAUCGUGUGCAGAGACUGAUGCACAAAAGCUAGUCCAACUGGUUUUUCAUGCCUUCCAUGAUAUGAUUCAGCUGAUGAACACAGCUCAACUGUAGAAGUAGUCGUUUGUUAUCCCCAAUCAAACCCAUUUCUGUUGAGUUGAUUCCACCCCAUAUAGUCUCGCAGAGUAAAGCUGCCCCUUAGGAUUUCCAAGGUUGCAAUCUUUACUGAAGCAGAUGCCACAUCAUUCUCACCAACCUUUCUACUAGCAGCCAAGCACUUAAUCACUGUGCCCUCAGGGCUCCUCAAUCAUUUAUUAAGCAUUUAUUGAUCGAUGUCAUUGAACAGGCUGCGGGGAAUGAAUGGUGACAGGAGAUGG